AGCGUGGGAAGUGGCAAAACGAAUGAACAAGGCAAAAAUUCCUUGUGAUCUAAUUACUGGACAAGAGAGAGAGAGACGAAGUUGAUGGUGCAAGGCACAAAGCUGUCACAGUGGAGAUGGCUGAUAUGUUGGGCUGUAAAACAAGGGGUUUUGCAUUCACACGGGCUCUAUUGGGAAUUGCUGCUGAUGAACUUCAUCUUUAUGGGGAUGCAGCUGCUGUUCCUCUUAUUCAGGAAAUGCUGAAAGUGACUGAUGAUAAUGUAGAGGUCCAACCUUAUGGAAGACUUUCACCACUAGUUCCUCUAGAAGUUCCUCUUGGAUCUUUUUCUAAUAUAAAAACAGGAGAUUGCGUUGUAACAUUUUCACGUCAACAGUUCUAUAAAUUUAAGAAGCAAAUUCAGGAUGGGGGAAAACAUCUUUGCUCUGUGGUUUAUGGUUCGUUGCCACCAGAGACUCGUACAAGACAGGCAAUGAUGUUUAAUGAUGAAACUAUUGAGUUUGAUGUGCUUGUCGCCAGUGAUGCAAUUGGGAUGGGUCUUAAUCUGAAUAUUUUGAGGAUCAUAUUCUCCACUAUGAAAAAGUUUGAUGGUGUUGAAAUGAGGGAGCUUACAGUACCAGAGAUAAAGCAGAUUGCAGGCCGAGCUGACAGGUAUGGAUCCAAAUUUCCUGUUGGUGGAGUGACUUGUUUACGUGCAGAUGACCUACCAUUGCUUCAUUCAUCAUUAACGGCCCCGUCUCCUGUUCUAGAGCGAGCUGGAUUGCUUCCAAGCUUUGAUCUAUUAUAUAUGUAUUCAUGUUUGCAUCCGAAUAGUGGUUUCUACCAGAUAUUGAAAGUUGCUGCUCUUGUUGAUCAAUUGCCUCUCGGGUUGCAUGAGAAGUAUCUUUUUUGUUUGAGUCCAGUUGACAUGGAUGAUGAGAUUUCAGCUCAGGGUCUAACACAGUUUGCAGAAAAUUGUGCUAAGAAAGGCAUUGUUUGGCUUCGAGAAAUAUUUACACCAGGUACACAUCAAGUGCCAAAUACACACAGUAAAAUGAAGGAGUUUGAAUCCAUUCACCAGGUGCUGGAUCUCUAUAUUUGGUUGAGUUUUCGAUUUGAAGAUUCUUUCCUUGACCAUGAGCUGGCAUCUUCGCAAAAGGCAACGUUAAUCGAAGAUUUCCUAGAAAGACUAGGCUGCUGGCCGAAGCCAAAUGCAAGGAAGUUAUCUACACGCUCUAGCUUAAACUCUGUAUUCUCCAAAGACACCUACAAGAGAAGGGCACUGGGAGGAAGUGGAAGGGAACUGUGAUAUUCUUUUUAUGUAUUCAGUUUUAGAAUUCUUGGGAACGAUUCUGUUUUCCAAAUAAAUAAAAAUGGAAUAAACCUUCCUUUCAUAUGUAUUGAAUUCUAAAUGAAAUGCAGAAGAUAAU
This is a messenger RNA of Rubroshorea leprosula, 1407 nucleotides long. Lineage: Eukaryota; Viridiplantae; Streptophyta; Magnoliopsida; Malvales; Dipterocarpaceae. The record is from the annotation of a GenBank genome assembly.